Harmonia axyridis is the source of this 883-nucleotide messenger RNA. RefSeq lists its product as uncharacterized. The coding region runs from base 1 to 408 and encodes 135 amino acids. NCBI's taxonomy places the organism in Eukaryota, Metazoa, Arthropoda, Insecta, Coleoptera, Coccinellidae. The record is from RefSeq and is a predicted model, not a curated record. The transcript is spliced from 2 exons.
AUGUCGAUGAGUACGGACGUGUGCGUUAAAUGCUCCGAUAAUUUUAUUGUUAAUAAUAAAACUAUAGAAUGUAAGAUCUGUAAAUGUAUUGUUCACGCUGCGUGUGUGUAUAUUAAAGAUUCUUGGCUGAAAGGUUUCUCUGAGAAUGCUAACAUAAAGUGGUUGUGCGAUUUGUGCAACGAAAAAUGGUUGUCGUUGACUAAUGAACUGUCGUUAACUAAUGCUAAUAGUGUAUUUCUUCUGAAAAAGAAGGUGGAUGGCCUGUCAGUUGAGAAAACUCUUCUCCAAAAACUGGUAGAUAGCUCAGAAUACACAAUAAAAAUUCAGAAAAGUCUUAUAAAUGAGUAUGAGGAAAAAUUAUCCCAAUUUGGAGGUCAAAUGAAGGUCAAGCGAACCCAAUUUGGGUGAUAUUGAGCGGUUUUUUGAAAAGCUUGCACUAUUGCUUGAUAUCCUGAAUGGUGAAAGGUCUGCAAGGUUUGUCAUAGUGGGUGAUUUUAAUGUGGAUAUACUCAAACCAAAUCACAGGGAUACACAAACUCUGUUGUCUGUGCUACACUCGUAUGGUCUUCAACCAAUUAUUAGUGAACCAACUCGGGAGGCUCUUCUCUCGUCAUCCUGUCUGGACAACAUAUUCACAAAUGUCGAGGGUGGUCAGGUGAGAAUAAUGCAACCACAUCUUUCUGAUCACAAGGCAAUAUCGAUCAAUUUCAACAUAAAUAGUUUAAUUUCUCCAAAAGCAAUGCCGUCUAAGCGCCGAAAUUUUAGUUCCUCGAAUAUAAGAGUUUUUCUGAGUGCUUUGACUGAUAUAGAUUGGUCAGUAUUAUAUGACAUCAAUAGACAAAAAGUAGAAGACAUGUGGUCCUGUUUUUCGUCAAUUUUCAAU